AUGACGCAGGCGUCAAUCAACCUCGACUUAAAUGAUGAAGACUCCAUAAAAGCCGCUGCCAAAACCGCCGCAGCCGGCAUGCUGAAAUACUACACGGGCAACCAACCAGGCGAUGUACCAGGCAACAUCCCAGACCCCUACUACUGGUGGGAAGCAGGCGCAAUGUUCGGAGCAAUGGUGGAAUACUGGUACUACACCGGCGACACAAAAUGGAACGAAAUAACAACCCAAGCCCUCCUCUGGCAAGUAGGCGACGAAAACAACUACAUGCCCCAAAACCAAACCCUCUCCCUUGGAAACGACGAUCAAAUAUUCUGGGGCUUCGCCGCCAUGUCCGCCGCCGAACUGAAAUAUCCCGAUCCACCCGCUGAUCAACCGCAGUGGCUGGAACUCGCUGAGAAUACCUUCAAUUCGCAGGCAACACGUUGGGACACGGCUACCUGUGGGGGUGGAUUGCAUUGGCAGGUUUUUGAGUAUAAUGGUGGGUACUCGUAUAAGAACACGAUUUCGAAUGGUGGGUUCUUUAAUGUUGCUGCGCGGUUGGCGCGGUAUACUGGGAAUGAGACGUUCGUUGAAUGGGCGGACAAAGUAUGGGAUUGGAGUGAGGCUUUGGGGUUGAUUAGUGAGGAUUAUCUUAUUCAUGAUGGCACGGAUAGUGUUGGGAAUUGUUCUGAGAUUAAUUCCCUGCAACAUGCGUAUCUGCCUGCGGUUUAUCUGCAUGGGGCUGCGAACAUGUAUAAUAUUACCAACGGCUCGGAAAUCUGGAAAACGCGCAUAGAAGGCAUAGUCAAAGGACUGUCAACCUUCUUCCCAAAUGGCAAGGGCAUAAUGGUCGAACCAUGCGAAAGAGGCCAGUGUGAUCUAAACUCGAGGUCUUUCAAGUCCUAUCUGGCGCGUUUCAUGGCUGCAACUAUCCCACUGGCCCCAUUCACCAAUGAAACGUUGUGGCACAAGAUCCAAGAAUCUUCCAAGGCUGCGGCGGAGCAAUGCAAUGGACCUGAUAACGCUUGUGGGCUGAGAUGGACUGAACGUACCAAGUAUGAUGGUUCUACUGGGAUCGGUGAGCAGAUGGCGGCACUGGAGAUCUUCAAGGCGAAUUUGGUGCAUACUGUCAAGGCGCCUGUUACGGAUAAGACUGGCGGGACUAGUAAAGGCAACUCCGGUGGAGAGAAGGGAUCUGGGUCUGGAUCUGGAUCUGGAUCUGGAGCGAGGGAGGAUAUUCGGACGAGGGAGAUUACGACUGCUGAUAAAGCUGGUGCUGGUGUUGUUGCUGCGUUGGCUGUUUUGCUGCCUCUUGGAGGUGCCGCUUUUAUGGUCAUAUGGUCAUAG
Penicillium canescens is the source of this 1329-nucleotide messenger RNA. RefSeq names its product glycoside hydrolase family 76 protein. Gene Ontology annotation, molecular function: mannan endo-1,6-alpha-mannosidase activity. NCBI's taxonomy places the organism in Eukaryota, Fungi, Ascomycota, Eurotiomycetes, Eurotiales, Aspergillaceae. Gene Ontology annotation, biological process: fungal-type cell wall biogenesis; carbohydrate catabolic process. The coding region runs from base 1 to 1329 and encodes 442 amino acids. The record is from RefSeq and is a predicted model, not a curated record. The transcript has 3 exons.